CGGAAAAGCUACUAAUAACCCCUGCUAGCUUGCUGCUAGUGUAGAGCCUAGCAAGGGGAGAGAAAGCGUUGGAGAAGGUAGAAUACGUAUGACAAAAAGAAGCAAAGUUUGUGAUUGAUCAACACCUGGCAACGUAGAAGAAAGAAACUGAACAGGUAUCACCAGCAACUUGACAACAUCUCUUCUCUCCCCUGGCUAUCCAGUGUGUCAGGACUCCACCGUCUACGUCAUAUCUUAAAGCCACCCAGUGCCUCUCUACCUGAUCAUUAUUUUCCCCUUCAUCAUCAUCACCAGUGCAAAAAGUAAACCAUACACCAGCAGGACAGAGAAGAAACAAAAGUGAUUUGUCAAGAUUUUGAUGAAUCACAGCUACCAAAGUUACUUGUAUUAAGUGUGGUGCGCCCUCCUGAUUAGUCAAAACCUUAAAACUCUUCAUCGGUCAUCAGCAUUAGUUACCUCGCCGAGCCCGUCUGAGAAAGCUGUACGCAGUACUUAACACCAUUAUGGCCUCCAUCACCCAGUCAUCCGAGCCUGAGAUCCCAGACAACCACAAAGAGAGCUGGCUGGCACUACUCUCUGCUGCAGAAGCGUACUGCCAAAAGUCUGGCUGCGACCUGGCCAUAAUUACAGCCUGUAAGAAGUUCCGGGUGUCGACCGGAGACGGCGAUGGGAGGAGGAAACAAGAGAGCAGCAGUGCCUUUCCGAAGGAGUGCGAUUUCUCCUAUAAUGUAUGGGGUCAGGGGUUUCUGGCCGAGUCGGCGCGCCGCUACAUGGAUGACAUCGGUGUGCUGCACUCCACCACCAUGCUAACAGCCCAAAAGCACACACGCCAGUCAGGAGGAGAGGGAGGAACCAAGCUGGUGGUUGACCUGACCUCGGAGCCUGGACACAGGGGGAGCUUCACAGUAGAUGGCGGGGUGGGCGGAGUCAGUCCCAAUGGCAGGCUGUAUUCCCAAAGCUAUCCGUCAAUCUACAACGCAGGAGCUGCGGGCAGGCAGGGCGCCGGGCAUAACGGCAAUGGAGACAGGGAACGGGAGAAAGGUGUGCUGGAGGCCGAGCGGGGAAGACAGAGGUCUGGGAUCGUGGACUUGGAAGAAGAGUGUGAGGACGAGGAAGAGGAGGAGGACAUGGAUGAGAGGAGGCCCUACGGGAAUGAAAGUGCUGGUGUCUUCUCCAUGGACGAGGACUCUCUGUCUCGGGACUGCGAGCCGUUCUUUGAGUCCGAUGGGGAAGAGGAGAGCACUGACGGCUCUUUGAGUGAGGACGCUCCGCCGCCGUCACGCGGCAUGGCUAUGGGUCAGGCCGCGUACUCUUCCCGUCACGCCCACCCCAUGGCUCUGGCCCGCUCGCUGCCCGUAUCUGUGCCUGUGUGGGGCUGCAGAGGAAACAGAUCGGCUCAAGGAGAAAGCAACAGCGGCGAACGGGUGGGCUGCGCUGACCUGGAGCACAUCGCUGCCAGCAUGAAGGCCCUGCUGGCGCCCGGAGCCACCGAUGGGACAGAAAUGUUUGGGGCCCUGCCUCGGCCCCGUCUCAACACGGGGGACUUCUCUCUAAAACACUGAGAGAGGGGUGAGGCGAGGCGAGUGGAUAGAAGGAGAAAGGGAUAGAGGGAGAGGAUGAGAGAGAUGAAAGAAAAGUGGAGAGGUGGGAGGAGACCUGGUGUGUCUCCGUUCAGUAUGUGAAACAGUGUAACAGCUAGUACCUCCAUUUAUUUCUCACUAACCAAAAUUAACGGCACAUGCUUGGAGGAGUAACGGAUGGGAAAAAAAAUUAUGAACACUAACAACAUUUUCAACACUCUACCCUCCCCCUCCCUCCUCGUCACUACACUUUUCACUAGCGACUACACAUCCCUCAACACUACUUUAGGACCUCAAGAUGUGUGUAGUGACCCACUGCACUGACCAACAAGGACACUAAAACAGGGUGAAUAGUGGUCAGACUUGUGUGAUUGGCGUGCUUUGGUAAAAGUUACCUGUGAACUGAAGAGAAGUUGGGGAACAACCACCUGCACUCGGCUGAUCGUUGGCUCAAGCGGCUGCAUGUUAACUCGUAGCUCUGAAGCUAAAUGCUAUCUUAAAAGAUACAAAGUUUUCGGUUACUCCUCUAACAAGUGACAAAAUUAGCUUGAAGGAAUGGUUUCUUCUUACAUCUGUGCGUGAAGUUUGGAGCCAGACCCUGGAGACGCUUAGCUUAGCUUGGCUUAGCGUAGACUUGAGAAAUUCACCUUCCAGCAUCUCUAUAAACCUCAAUCAAUUUUUCCUUCGUCAGUACAUAAAUGGGAGUUUAUUUCAUGCAGCUGCAUUCUGUAAGUAUUUUUUGACUAACGACUGUGCUGCAUUAAGAAAGAAACAACAAGAAACCCAGAUACAAUAAGAGACAAACUCUGUUUAACUGCUUUAAUUAUCUGAACUGAUUGCACUGAAUUGAGUGUUACUGUUGGAUUCUGCCAUUUUGCUAAUGGUUUGUGGACACUUCUGUUGUUCUCUUCAGAAGAUCUGAAAUAUUGUCGCUGUCAGUUCCCCGUAGCUCCAACAGAAGUACAACCAACCGAUAUGACCAUAUUUUUCAGCUCGUAAAGACAGUCCAAAUAACAUGAAUAAUUGUUGCAAUAGUUCUAAUGCAGAAUAGUUUUUAAUUUCUGUAUAUGUACGAAUUAAUUAGUCAGCUCAGUGUUGAUGGGGGUACUUUGGAAUUUCGGAGAGAGCCAGGUUAGCUGUGUUCCCCUGCAUCUGGUCUGUAAGCUAAGCUAAGCUAAGCAUCUCCUUGUCAUUGCUCAUAACCCUGCUGUUAUUUGGCAAAUCAUAUGGUAAAGUUUUAGCAUGAAGCACAUGAGCCAGUGAUCUCCCGGGGUCAUGUGGGAGUUUUCUCUGCGUGCUCCUGUCGUUUACCGGGUAAGUUGACCAACAGGCCAGUUGUUGUCACCCCUUCUGAUUAAAAACAGUCUAUUCCUUAAAGGGGUAGAAACCAGAGAAAUGGUUGACUUAAAGGGACAGUUCUCCUCAAAAUGAAACAUACAUAUUCUUCAUUAAAUUUAAGAGAAAUCUACAGCUGGUAUCUCCAAAACUCUGCAACUCACACCAUGACUAUCUAGAUGGAAAAACGUGUACUUUUCAUUUUGGGUUGAACUGUCCCUUUCAACAUUGAGCUUCAGGCUUUUCAAAAUGUGAUCGAGGACAUCAGCAAGUCCUCAUAACAUGCGUAUUCGUACUUUUACUUUUGCCAAUGAAUGACUGACUGAUUGUACAUGGAUGCUGAGAUACAGAGGAUGUUUUUUUUUUUUUUUUUGCUCCAGAUAUCUCAUUGAAAUUAAUGAAUGAAUGAAUGAGAAACUGACUGAGAGAGAGAGAGAGAUGGGUUGAUUCUGAAAGGAACAAAUCUCUGACAUUUCAAAAACAAAUAAAUGUUCAGUUAAGUACUUUUACGUUUCAAAUAAAGGAGCAACACCAAGAG
Molecule: messenger RNA, 3453 nt
Organism: Scatophagus argus
Lineage: Eukaryota; Metazoa; Chordata; Actinopteri; Scatophagidae
Gene: akt1s1
Product: AKT1 substrate 1 (proline-rich)
Exons: 6
Coding region: 504-1562 (352 amino acids)
Biological process (GO): negative regulation of TOR signaling; neurotrophin TRK receptor signaling pathway; negative regulation of protein kinase activity
Cellular component (GO): cytoplasm
Source: RefSeq, a predicted model, not a curated record